UAUACCGCCGUCCGUGAUCGUGACACUUCUCCCUUGUGCUUCCAGGCACCGGGAAGCGAGAGAGAGAGGCAAGAGCUAGAUUAAGGAUCCCUCUUUGGAGGCCAGUUUGGGUGUCGAACGAAACAAUAUGCCCCGCACAGUAGGCUGCCGCCGUCGUUGUUGCCGUGGUACGCCGAGAAGGUUCGCUGGUGUUUCGCAGUGGAGAUCCGAGUAGGCCCGCGAAGUUAGCAAAGCAAAGCAGUUGGAAACUAGUUGUCAAGGACUGCGCGGAUUUCACUUGAGAGUGACGAUUGACGAUUGUCCCGCAGAGUGCGUGCUCGGGAGCCGGGAAGUUUGGCGUGUAGGCUUGGCGUGAGCCAGAGAUAGAGCAGUGAGAAGAGAAGAGGAAACUAGAGAAGAAGGCGACAGGGCCAGAGAGAGAGAGAGAGAUAGAGGGAGAGGCGUAGAGAGGAGUAGAGAGAAGUGGUCGAUCCGCGCACCGGAGCACCGUUUCGCGCGCCGCGGUCCGCGGCUGUGUGCGUUUCUUGGAUGGUGUCUCAGGACCGUUGGGCGGAAGCAAUGUCCGACUCCGGGUACGAUUCGCGCGCGGACGGCAACGGCACCGCGUCCAGCUCGUGCAACAACUCGCUGAACCCGCGGACGCCGCCGAACUGCGCCCGGUGCCGCAACCACGGGCUGAAGAUCGGGCUGAAGGGCCACAAGCGGUACUGCAAGUACCGCCACUGCAACUGCGAAAAGUGCUGCCUGACGGCCGAGCGGCAGCGCGUGAUGGCGCUGCAGACGGCCCUGCGCCGCGCCCAGACGCAGGACGAGCAGCGGGCCCUGAACGAGGGCGAGGUGCCACCCGAGCCGGUAGUUAGCAUUCACAUACCCAAGCUGUCCGAACUGAAAGAGCUGAAGCAUAAUAUGAUUCAUAAUUCUCAGCCGAGAUCGUUCGAUUGCGACUCCUCCACCGGAUCGAUGGCGUCCACACCGGGAACAUCCAGCAUGCCGCUGACGCUGCACCGGCGGUCCCCGGGCAUCCCGCACCAUCCCGCGGCCGAGGCGCAGCAUCUUGGAGUCACACACUCAUGUCUUUCUCCCGAGCCCGUAAACCACCUGCCUGACGACGAGCUGGUCAAGCGAGCCCAGUUUCUGCUGGAGAAGCUGAGUUACCCCUGGGAGAUGAUGCCCCUCAUGUACGUCAUACUGAAGAACGCGGACGGCGAUGUACACAAGGCGCACCGGCGGAUCGACGAAGGUAAGGAAGUGAUUGCGACCUACCGGGAGCUACUGCUGAAGUCGUCGCUCGACCACCCCACCCACAGCGACCGGCUGACGGAGGAGGACGACGAGGACGAGAACAUCUCGGUGACGCGGACCAACUCGACGGCCCGGUCGCGCUCGGGCUCCCGGUGCCGGUCCCGGUCGUGCUCGCCGCUAGCGGAAACGCACCUCCGCACCGCCACCGCCGACCAGGACCCGGCCGACCGGGUGCUCAACCUCGACACCAAGGCCCGACCGCGCUCGGGCGAGAGUCGGGAGUACCGCGAUCGUGACGAUGCCACCAGCACGACCGAGCCCAGCCCAGCAGCGUCCGUGAUCGUGGACGGCGGAGGACGAGGGCGCAGCAAGAAGUUCGGACCGGUGGUCGAGCACCACCACCACCAUUCCCACCUGGCGGCGGUGCUACGUAAGUCACCGUCACCGGAAGCGGCUAUUGUUACCAGGGCGCGGCCGGCGUACGAUCCGUCGCCGUCCCCCAAGCGCGAGGUCGACGAGACGCGGUACGCACCGUACCUGGAGUCCUUGCGGCGGAGUAAACGGCCCAGCAGCCGCAGCAGCAGCAGCGCCAGCGUGGCAGUAGCAGCGGCAGCGGCGGCGGCAGCAGCGGCAGCAGUGGCGGCGGACGUGAUCGGCGGCGAUUGCUACGACGGCAAGGAGAAGGACCCAGCGGCGACGACGUACCCGUCGUCGCUGACCGGCAGCAGCUCCUUCGAGAAGCUGCACCAGCUGGGGAAGAAGUCGAACGGAGGGCCGGCGGCGGGAGGCUGCCCGCUCUACAAGUACGGUGGCAUCGAGGCGAGCAGCUUCAGCUUCCCGUUCGCGCUGCUGCCCCAGAUCGGAGCCGUCAACCGGACGCUCUUCUCCGCGCACGGCUCCCCAUCGGCCGUCCACUUCCCGGGUCAGAUCCUGCCGUCCGCCCAGUAUCCGUCCGUUAGCAGCGAGUCCACGACGACUGCGGCCGCCAUGCCGAUGUUCCAGCCGCCCUUUCAGUUCUUCGGUUACCAGCCCUCCCUCCAGUUGCCCCCGAUCGACUUCUAUCGCAAGGAGCAACACCAACAGCAGCAGCAGCAGCAGCAGCUACUAGAACCAAAGGAACCGUCGUCCUCGACGUCACCGACGUCACCGCCCAUCGCUGCCGCCGGGCUGUUUUACGCGAGUGCGGUCGAGAACUCGCUCGCCUCCUCGCAGGCUUCGAUCGCCACCAUCCUCUAAGCCACGGUCCCGGCAGGUCGAGCAACAACGGGGCCAACGGGGUGAUGUGGCUCAUGAAUGCUAUGCGGAGAGAAGAUUACUGUACGCCCAUAGACGCUACCGUGAGUGAGUCGGUUUUGGUCCGCCGAACGAGUCCUGCAGCUUAGAGAGGGGUCGCUUCCGCCGCCGUUCAUUAGUGGAUCUCGCGCCCAGCACC
Messenger RNA from Anopheles bellator, 2674 nucleotides. RefSeq lists its product as uncharacterized. Gene Ontology annotation, cellular component: nucleus. NCBI's taxonomy places the organism in Eukaryota, Metazoa, Arthropoda, Insecta, Diptera, Culicidae. Gene Ontology annotation, biological process: regulation of transcription by RNA polymerase II; sex differentiation. Bases 529 to 2478 code for a protein of 649 amino acids. Gene Ontology annotation, molecular function: DNA-binding transcription factor activity, RNA polymerase II-specific; RNA polymerase II cis-regulatory region sequence-specific DNA binding. The transcript has 5 exons. The record is from RefSeq and is a predicted model, not a curated record.